Melitaea cinxia (Glanville fritillary) is the source of this 1922-nucleotide messenger RNA. It is a transcript of the gene Nf-YC, whose product is annotated as nuclear transcription factor Y subunit gamma. The record is from RefSeq and is a predicted model, not a curated record. Gene Ontology annotation, cellular component: CCAAT-binding factor complex; nucleus. The coding region runs from base 200 to 1039 and encodes 279 amino acids. The transcript is spliced from 8 exons. Lineage: Eukaryota; Metazoa; Arthropoda; Insecta; Lepidoptera; Nymphalidae. Gene Ontology annotation, biological process: regulation of DNA-templated transcription. Gene Ontology annotation, molecular function: protein heterodimerization activity; DNA binding; DNA-binding transcription activator activity, RNA polymerase II-specific.
GUGACUGGUCAUCGGUGGACGAAUCGUGGAAGUGGCGCAUUUUCAGUAAUUGGUGAUUGGAGAUCUCCAAAUAUUACACUGAUUAUUGGUUCCUGUGUUUUUAAUAACUUUAGCCGCGGCUAGUGCUUUAUUAUUGUUCCGAAACAUUAAUUAUAAAUAAAAGUUUUGUUUCUACGAGGUCGAGUGAUCGUCAACAAAGAUGUCCGUGUGCUUCUUUGUGCCAACUGAACAAACUGCAGCAUCCGCUGGUUCAGAAGAGCAAGAUGCGGAAUGCGGGGAAGAUAUAGUGUUAGACAAUACAAUUAACACCCUACAAGCUUUCUGGGCGAAAGUCAAUGAAGACAUGAAAAAGAUUACCGCAGAUGAUUUUAAAACACAAGUACUACCACUGGCCAGGAUCAAGAAGAUUAUGAAACUUGAUGAAGAAGUUAAGAUGAUAUCAGCUGAAGCGCCUGUUCUAUUUGCGAAGGCUGCAGAGAUCUUCAUCCACGAAUUGACGCUAAGAGCCUGGACACAUACCCAAGACAAUAAGAGGAGAACGCUACAGCGUAAUGAUAUAGCAACAGCCAUAACAAAAUCAGACCAAUUCGACUUCCUGAUAGACAUAGUGCCUCGGCAUGAAGUAAAGCCUAACAAACCCAGGGAAGAUCCACCACGAGCAACUACAUCUACUGAACAGCUAUCGCAGCAACAGCCAGCAACAAUCAGCAACCAGCCACAGUUCGUGCUACAGCCCUGUGCACAGGUUGUACAGCAAUCAUCAAGUGCAGCGGCCACAACCACAGCGAGCCAGCAACCAGUAACCCUCGUGCAACAAGUUGUCAAUUCCAACGGUGAAUUGCAGCCUAUACCGAUACAACUAACCCAAGCGCAGUUGAACAUGAUCCGGCUUCAAUUACAAAACAACCCGAACCAGCCUAUCGUGAUUCAAACCCAACCACAACCACAGCAAUCACCGCAAAUCAUACAGGUGUCAUCGCAAGCCCCACACCAGCCGCACCAAAUAUACCUAACGCAAGUUCUUCCCGACGAAACGUAGGACAGUGAUGAGUAAUAAACUCAAGUGAAAUUAGGUGCAGGCAGAUACACUAAAAAAAUUUGAGUGAUUUUAGUAAAAACUACAAAAAAAAAAUACAUGUAAAGAAACGAUAUGGUGUGGUUAAUAUGUAAGCAAUAUGAUUUUUUUUAGAUUGUAUAUGCUUUCAAAAAUGCUAUAAAAAGUAAAUAGUCGUGCAAUGAUUGCUGUCAUAUUGCAAUUAUAAAGUAAUAAAUUUGCAAUCAUUGUUACUCUUCUGUAUACAAGCAGUAACCAUAUUUUUUCGUAAUUGUUAAUAUCUUAUGUAAAAUGGUAAUAUUGAUGACGUCAGAAAUCAUCAAUCCUUUUGUGAAAUUUAACUGAUUUUUUGUCUAUUUGACUUGUAAAAAUGAUUGCAUCGCACAUAGUUUUCUCUUUUAAAUUUAAUAGGUAGCAAUUUUUUUUAAAUAUUUGUCAAAAAGUAUAAUAUACACCUUUCCUGUAAAGUUGUCUGCACCUUGCGAAGUUGUAAGUUUGUAAAUAGUUAUAUUUAAUGUAAAAUGAACUGUUGUGGCUUGUAAUAAGUGUUUCAAUGACUUAUUUUUACUUCAAUUUUUAGCUGUAUUUGUCAAAAUUUACUAAUUUUUUUUUUGUGGUGUUUUCAGUUAUCAGUUCAUAUUAUUAAUUUAUCGGCCGUAUUGUUUACAAGAGAAAAUGUAAUUUAUAAAAUAAGGGUAUUUUUUAAUUAUUUUUUUUUUAUAAAAAAUGUAGUAAGACGUAAUUUUUUAAUUAUUUUUAAAAAUUAUGUGGUUUUCUGUUACAUCUAUUUUAAGAUACAAAUAAAUAAUUUAAAUUAUAUGGUUUUCUGUUACAUGUAUUUUAAGAUACAAAUAAAUAGUUUAAUCUA